Molecule: messenger RNA, 9604 nt
Organism: Eriocheir sinensis (Chinese mitten crab)
Lineage: Eukaryota; Metazoa; Arthropoda; Malacostraca; Decapoda; Varunidae
Product: PHD finger protein 12-like
Exons: 15
Coding region: 326-3061 (911 amino acids)
Biological process (GO): negative regulation of transcription by RNA polymerase II
Cellular component (GO): Sin3-type complex; nucleus
Molecular function (GO): transcription corepressor activity; protein binding
Source: RefSeq, a predicted model, not a curated record
GAUUUAGGAGUCUAUUUUCAGCCCCGACAUUAGCGCCAAGGAAACAUUGUAAACUGAGGCUUGGGAGGCGGUCCUUUUUGCUUCAUGCUAAGACACGUGGGGAUGUAGGACCGAGUGGGGAUUAUAUAUCACCCCCGCACCCUGGAGGAGUGUAAAUAUAAGGUGGUUCGCCCCGUGGAACCCGUGUGGAGCGAGGAAAGACCAGAUAUAUGAGGGACUCUCGGUGGUGUUGGACCCGAUGCUUCCAGUGAACGGGGGGAAGACAAAUUGGGUGACUGUCAUGCACUAGCGCGUUGUCUAGUCAAAGUGAGGCCUCCAGGACUUCAUGAUGACCUCGAUGGACUACGACGUGGACUCUAUGAGCGGUCUGAUGCCGCAAAUCCUCGCCCUGACUGCACCUCCUGGUAGUCGAGACCUCACCAAGCAGCUGAGUGGAGGGUCAGGAACAGGCACCAAGGAGGGCCUGGCUGCACACCCUUACUUCCGACGGCCAGGCCGGGGCCACAACCAUGACUCGUGCGAUGCCUGCGGGGAGGGUGGUGACCUGAUAUGCUGCGAUGUGUGUCCGGCCUCCUUCCACCUCAUGUGCCAUGACCCACCACUGGAUGAGGAGGAGAUACCCAUGGGCCGCUGGGCAUGUCACCAGUGCAGGGUGACAGGGCCUGAUGAUGACAGAACAUCCGUGUCCAGCGGCAAGUCUAACAAGAGUGCCAAGGGCAUCAAGAGGAAAGAAAAGGAGGAUGACAAGGGGGCACUUGCAGCCCUUGGCAAGUCUGAGGUUAAUGACAAGAGGGUUUGUUCUGGGGGGAAGGAGUUUGAGGUGUCUGACUCUCCUCUGCUCACCCUAGUCAAGGCUGCAGCAUCCAUCAACCCAACACAGUUUGCUUUACCAACAGAGAUGCAGCUGCCCUCCAGCUUCCCUGGAGAAGCAAAGAUGAAUAAAGGUAACGGGAAUAGAAAAGGAUCUCAGAAGAAGAAGGCCUACGAGCUGGACAAUGGACUGGUGCCCUUGCCGGCCAAACUGUGCUUUCAGUGCAACAAGAGCUGUCGCACAGGUCCCCUCAUCCCCUGUGACUACUGCCAGCUGUUCUUCCAUCUGGACUGUCUGGACCCUCCCCUCACCACGCCACCCAUGAACAAAUGGAUGUGCCCCAACCAUCCGGAACACUUUGUGGACUCAACACUGCUAACAUCCCACAGUCUAACAGAGAGGGUCAAGCUGUGGGAUAAAUUCACUGUCCCAGUAGACCAGGACGCCAUUCGCCUCAAGUUCUUCCAGCAGGUGCACAGAAAGAACCCACCCUUCAGGUACAAAGUGCGGCGAGCCCUCAGGUCCAGAAUACGAGUGCCGCAAGCUGUCAAAGACCAGUAUGCAGAUCCUCCUGACUUGCUGCCUCGCCAUGGCCCGCCGCUUUACCUCUUGGCACCCCCCUUCUCAUCAGACCUCGAGGCCUCUACUGCCACCACUGUACCUGCUUUCACCACUGCCAGCAAGGAGAGGCCCAUCACCACUGCUGCCACGACCAUAGCCUCCACCACUGCCUCCAACAUGCAGCUAACUCAGAGGCUGGAGGUGAAGGAGGAGCCAGGGGUCACUCCAAUGGAGGAGGGGAAUGACAUCUCUGAGGGGGUGAAGACAGGGGACAAAAGAAAUGAGACAGAGAGGAAAAAUGCAACAAAAGAAGAAAUUGAUGAGUGGUUGGCAAGCCUGUUAUGCUUGCAAGCAAGCAUAGUAAAGCACCUGGCCCACAGCACCUCCAACAGCCUCAGCAAAGCCUCAGAACGAUCCAAGGAGCUCAAUGGACCCGUCCCCCUGGGCUGCAGCGGCAGCAGCAGUAGUGGCGCCGGCAGCAACAGUACAGGGAGUGAUGGGGCUCCAUCUCUGGAGCGGCCGGGAUGCAUGAACGGUGAUCUGUCGGCCCAUGAGUUGAUUGCUGGCAAGCACCAUCGCUUCACCACUGACCCGCGGCGGCAGCAGGCCACGGUCAACAAUAACUUCCAGGCACCCGCACCGUACCUGCCUGCCAAGAAGGGCAUUCUUAAAAACCAGAAAGGAAAGGGCAUUGCUACUCCAGGGGUGAAGGCUCCUCGCCAAAGGAAACAAACGGCCUCUGAAAUUCUGUCUGAGACGUUAACCUCGCUGGCCUCCUCCUUGCAGAGCUCCAUCACUGGCAAGCAGGAUGUGUCCCUGAAUCAGCUGGAGCGCUCGGUGGUGGACGUGUUAGCAUGGCAGAGACUGGAGCAGCUGCUGUGUCCGCCUGGCCCCUCCACGCCCCCUGUGGUGACCAAGCCUCUGCCUGCUCGUGCCCUUGUCUGCCCCCUUGUCCAGGACUCUCACUUGCAGGACUGGGCCGUCAAGAGCCCCACCCCCACCUACAGCUCUGAACCUGUGCUCAUGACCUACAGGAUAAUGAGGGUGGGGAAAGGAAGCCAUAACCACUUAGAUUUGAGUAAAUAUGGCCACUGUAACUACAUAUCCCAGGAGCACGCAGCAAUAUUUUUUGAUGAGUACACAGGCCACUACGAGCUGCUCAACUACAGCUGCUAUGGCUCUCGUGUGGACAGCGUUCUCUACCAGUAUGACCCCAGUGAGCGAACCGUCAGCCAGGCGCCCCCUCCCCCCCUACUCCAGCAGGUCCGGUCCAUCAUCAACCAGAGACGUAGCUUGCAAGGAGGUCAGUCCGGACAAGAGGCCAUGACAGACACCCCCGGCCAGUCCCUCACCCGAUGUAACUGCAAGCGAGGCAAGGCGAAAGCAGGAGCUGCGUCCCGGGGCGCCCCCACAGCUGCGACGGGUGGCUGGGAAGGCGGGGCUGUGCUGCACCACGGCUCCCACAUGUUGUUUGGGUGCAUCCCCUUUGUGUUCAGCAUCAUGGAGGAGGCCAGCAAGGCAGACUGGGUGGACACAACUCUCAAGACCUAUGAAAAGUUCUUUAAGCAGAGCGAGGAAGAGGCUGAGCAGGAAGAGGAAACGAAAGUCAAAGAAGAGGUUGAAGAGGAAGAAGAGGAUGAAGAAGAAGAGGAAGAGAAACCUAAAAAGGAGAAAACCACAAAGUCAUGAGAUUAAUCCAAAAUUAAUUUGACAAUAAUUUUGAUUUGAUAGCAUCAACAGAUUGUUUCUAAUGACGGUUAUUGAAAAGUGUUUAAAGUCUAGAGUUUAUAUAAAUAUACAUAUAAUGAAAAUAAUAGGAAUCCUAUUUAAUAGAUUUGGUAUUUUGAGACUGGGAAAUUGGAUAUAUUCCAAGAAAGUGCAAACAAAGCUACAGCUGCUGCUAUUGAAAAGAACUUUGCCUUGUAAGAGACAAUGCUCAUAUUUUAUUACGAGAGAUGACCAAACAGGACCACGUGAUGUCGGAAGUGACGGGCAUUUGAUUUUAUCAGAAUCUCUAAAACUUAUGUGUUCACACACUGUCACUGACCCCAGGAAAAGGCUGCCCCGUGGAGGGAGGGAGUGCGCAGUGCAACUGAGUGACCUUUCAGCAGCCAUGCCCGGUGGACUGGUGAGGGUCGUGCAGGGAGCAUGAUGGCAAGUUUCUGCACAAAUAUGAUGGACCCAAACUGUCGGGACACAGCCUCGCGGGCUCAGUGGGCGGUGCUGCCGUUUCUUACCGCUUGCCUCCAGAUUUUUCUUCUGGCGGCUUCUUUAAAAGCAUUUUGUUAUGAGUAAUAUUUGUAAUUUUAUCCAGUUUCUUAUAAGAGAUGAUGUUGGUACAUGGUUGUAGCUUAUAUUUUGUGUACCAAGAAGGCUUCUGUGUUAUCUACAGCUCUCAAUAUUGAACAAUCUAUAUGUAUUUUUAGUGCUAAUAUAUUAUGUAGCAAAUUAUGUAAAUAGUACACUUAAUGAAUGUCCUUAUAAACUGACAAAUAUUGUACAUAAUGUACAAAUUCAAUGAUGUUAUUUUAUAUGGAUAGAGUAAAUCUUACAUGAGGAGUCCUAACUUCCUGUGUUGCCUGGCCAGCCAACCCUCACCUCCUCCUUUCUCCCACCCAGGCGUCUUGUGGCCUGUCUGUCCUUGUGUACAUAGCCAAGUUAAAGCUCAUACUCAUUGAUUCAGGAACUAUUCACACUCAUCCUCCAGCCACCUUCUUUUUAGCAGUCUUGUAAAUUUUCAGAAAAUGUGUUUUUGUGUUAAAAGAUUUUAUUAUUUUAGCAAAGACUUCAUCAAUAUACAGGAAUUGGUGAUAGGAUAUAUUGUAAAAUUUGUAUACUUGUAUUUUUAGAGCUGAGUGUGAUCUGGGAAUGUUCUACAAAACAAGCUCAUGUGUAGACUGCCAAACUGUUAAGGCUGCACCAAAGUUAAAUUGUGAAAAGGAGAGCAACAAAAACUUUAAUUAGUGGGUAAUGGUUCUGGGAGUUUAUUUCUGUUCUGAUUUUUAAAGUCAAGAACAGAUACAAAUCUUCCAGUCGGCCAUCAGUUUGUUGUUGGCAGUCUGGGAACGGAGUAUGUACCUGAUGCUUUGGUCGUGCUAUGUAUGCUGCUGUACUGCUCUUUAUUUGGGUUAAGAAAUGCUUCAAUAGCCAUAUUACUGAAUGCCUUCCCAACACUCUUGACCUCACUCUGCACAGAGGCUCAGAAAAGGCCAAAGGCAUAGGAAUUGUUGUUGAAUGAAUAGACAGGCAAGAUAACAAAUGUGUCUGGCUCAUGUGAACUCUCUUGCUCAGUCCGCUGAACCCCCUGACAAGGUUGAAUACAACUGGUUAUUUUAUUCUUAUCGUUAUUAAGUAUCGAUAGUGAAACCAAAUUGUCGAGUCCAUUUGGGCGGAGGCUCCCGUGGGUCCUUUCCUCCCCUCUGCUCUGCCACACAGUCCCAACACCUAUCUCUUCCUCUCAUAUGUAAGCUAUAGGUAACAUAUGAGAGGAAAAAAUAGGUGUUGGGGCUGUGUGGCAGAGCAGAGGGGAGAAAUGGACCCUUGGGAGCCUCCGCCCAAACAGACUCGACAAUUUGGUUGGACUAUAGGCUCAAGAAAUUCUGAAACUCCCACCUCCAGUGAGUCACAGCUGAACACACAGAUCAAGCUGUUCCCCCACACCCGCACACCUUACACUCGUCAUUAUUGUAUUAUCUUUGCUGUAAAUGUUUUCACUCAUGUACAGAAGAGCAGUCUUAUACACAAGUAUUGAUAUUUUUAUAAUUUUGUCCAUUGAAUUUUUGAAGUCAUUCCCACUUAUCUUUACCUAACAUCAGUGACAAGAGUUUAUAUUGCCAAGUUGUGUGAGCAGAAAUCCAAAAGCAUCUCUUCUGUCUGUGGUAGAAAGAACUCUUGUUAUACUGCUGCUCAGUCUCAGUGUGAAUAUCUGCAAGAGUGAAAAAAAUUCCCAGCCUGUUGGCAAUAUAAUUCCUUAAGUCAAGUCUUUUCUAGAUCAGCUUUAGGCCUCUCAUUAUAUUUUUAUUUGAUUCAUGGUAUCUAUUCCAUUCAAUUGUUUCUUCAUGGAACAAUUCACACCACCUUAUUAUGUGAAAACCUAAUCCUGACAGUGAAUUACAGACAAAACUCUUUCUUUCCAGUAAAUUCAAUAUACACAUCGUAACAACAACCUAACUUCGCCACCUCAUUGGCUGCAUCACUUUUCAUCAUGCCCACACGUGGUGGUUAGCACCUUUGGGUCAGAAACUAGGCCUGGGUACCCAUGCACACUCAUCUGCUGUUUAUUGGUUAGUUAAAUAAGAAUAAAUGAGAAAAACACCCUGCCUCGCUCCUGCAUUCAUCAGGAAAAAACUCCCUCCCAUGCACACCCCCACACUCACGGAACUGUCCCAGGGUACAGGCCAUUCAGUAGGACAAUGAUCCUUGCAGGAAUCCCUGGAGUCAUAGAUCACAGAGUGCCUCACGAUGCACUGAAUCAAUUGGCUUCUUUUGAUCAACAUGGGCUGCAAGCAUCCCCAGAUAUAACUUGUGUUGGCUUUCAACCAGUAAGUGAGGCGCUAGGAUACAGUAAGUUGUUAGCUUACCAGGCGUGAACCCAAACUGCUCAGGUUUCUGCAGCGCCAACAGCUGGUUGCAACUCCACAUCAGCAAUAGCAAGCACUUUACCUGGCAUACUGAACAGCAUAAUAUCACAGUGGUUGUAGCAGUCUUGGCAAUCCCCUUUCCCUUUCCAGAUAGGGAUGACCAGCCUCCUCUUCCAUUCAGGAGGAAUGGUACUAGAUUGCCAUAUGGCGGUCAAGACUACAUGCAACCCACAGAUCAUGCAUGGCCUUACCUCCACCUUUAGGCAACUCUGCACUGAUCUUGCAAAUACCGGGGCAAAGUCUGAAACCUGCUUUGUCAAAUUAUCAUCCCUACCUGAUGCUUUGUUAAAAAGUUCUUACCGAAAAAUUAUAUAGCACGGCCUCUGAAACCCAUAGUAUAGUAUAGUAUAUAUAUGAAUCAUCAUCAUUUCAUUAAACAUCUGCUUCCACUCUUCCUGAGCGGUUGGACGCUUUAUGGCUCUCCUCCAUUCUGCCCGAUGCUCAUCCAAUCCCAUCAAUGCUAAGUCUUCCUUUAUACACCUUCACAUUUUCCUAGGUCUACCAACUGGUCUCCUUCCUUCUACCUCCAAUCUCUCCAAAACUCCCAGCACUGUAUCCUCCCCUGCUCUCUUUACAUGUCCAAACCUUCGGAGUCUUUCCCUUCUGAGCAUUUACCACCAAGUCAUCUGUGUACAGCAGCUCCCAUGGUGCCUCUCCUCUUGCUUCCUUUGUUGCCUCCUCCAUUACUGUUAUAAACAAGAGCGGGCUGAGGGCAGAUCCCUGGUGAAGCCACACUCCAAUUUCGAACUCGUCUGAUGUUCCCACCACUGUUUUCAUUCUCGAUUUUGUACCUUCACAUAGUCCCAUCACCGAUUCAACCAAUCUUUCUGGUACUCUUUGCCUUCUCAAUGCCCAUCUUAUAAUUUCCCUUGGUACUCUGUCAAAUGCCUUCUCUAGAUCUACAAAAACAUGAUACAGUCUCCUCCUCUUCUCCAUAAACCUUUCCUGAAGCCCUCUCAUAGUAUAUAUUGCUUCAGUUGUUGACCUCCCAGGACAAAAGCCAAACUGACAUUUAUCAAUUCUUAUCAUCCUUCUCAGCCUCUUCUCCAGGACUUUUUCAUCUACCUUCCUGCCAUGCUCCAGAAACCUUAUCCCCUAUACUUACCACAUUUCAAAGCAUCUCCUUUCCCUUUAAAAAUGGGCAUAGUGUAGCUUCCAUUCCAGUCUUCUGGUAUCUGGUAUAUAUAUUUGAAUGUAAAUUGCAGUUGGGAACAAGCCAGUUGUAGAGAUCUCUGUAGAGGAGUAAGGCAGGGAGGACUGGGGAGAGAUGGCCAAAGGGUCGCCUGUUCUGCGGCCCCAUGACAGACAGCCUUGUGCCGUGGCCUCCGAAAGAUAUUGGCCUGGGUACUGGGUUGAUGACAUCGCGAGUAGGAGGAUUUUCAGGUUUUCAUUGCACUGAAAUGCUGUACUCUUGCCUGAUAUCAGCAAAUCACCAGAUAAUAUUUAGGAUCACUGAGUCAACUAUUAUGUUCAUGAUACUUUGCCAUAUAUCAUGAGCUUAAUCACAGUAAGACUAGUUUUAUUAAGAUAAUGGAAGGAAAAUAAGAGUGAAUAAACAUUUCGUCUUAGCUUCGUUUUCUUCAAGUCGCUGUAACUCUCACGGUUUUGCUUGCAUUGAAUUCUCAGUUGCUGUAUCAUGUCACACUUUUCCAGUUCUUUUGGUGUGUAAGAAAUACCAAUAAAUAAAGCAGGUGGUCAAAAUUGCCAAGGAAAUUAAAAUGACUGCGAACUGGCGAGGCGACGGGUAAGCACGCCUUGACCUCUGAAGAAUUUUUGGAGGCCGUGCACUCAACCCUAAUGUCACCUGUUUGCAGUAAUUUUACCUUCUCGGCAAUCUGGUCCACUUAAUUUUUCCUUCUCGGUACUUGUUACACACCAAAAGAAACCGAAAAGUGUGACAAUAUUUAAACAGUGGCUGAAAAUUCAAUGCAAGCAAAACGAUGAGGUUACAAUAAGUUCAAUAGAGAAGUACGAAAUAUACUUUUUUUUUGGUCCAUUAUCUUAAUAUAAGUAGUUUCCACCAUGAACAUGAUAGUAGACUCAAUAUUCCUAAUACUGUCUGGUAGUUUACUAAUGUUGGGUAAGAGUACAAAAUUUUAUUCCACUGAAGCCUGAAAGUCCGCCUACUCUUGCGACAUUAUUAACACAAGACCCAGGCCAGUAUUUUUCGGAGGCCAUGUUUGUGCCAACUGAGGUGCGGAAAAAUAUUGACUCUUAUAUCAACACUGCCCCAAACAUCUUUCUUUUAUGCUAAAUCAAGUAACUCCAAUUCUAUGCAAACAGAGCCAGUGUAAAUUAAGGUCAAAAGUAUUUAUGAAUGGGAAGCCAUGCCCUGUAUUCUAUGUUACCUCAUUUAGCUUGUACUCAGUAAAUUUGGUGUGUCAAGUUGGUUGGACUGUUCAAAAUGCAAGAAUCUAAAAGCCUGAGUUGAUUAAGUAUGAUAAUUGUUAUCAAGUAAAAGUUGUAUUAAAUUUAUGGAAAGGUUGUUGAGAUGACUUCAAAUAUUAAAUUACAGGACAUCAAAUAAUUUUAUCAAAACAACAUCUUUGUAUAGAAUCAAUGUGUGGACCAAUUUUUCAGUGCUCCUGUGAAUUAAUUGUUUUCAGUGCAAUAGUUUGGAUUCAUAUUUACUUCAAUACCUUUAACAAGUAAAGAAGCAAAGGUAUAUCAAUCCUGAAUGAACAGAAAAUGUCUUUGCAAUACCUGUAACAAGUUAAGAAGCAAAGACUUGUCAAUCCUGAAUGAACAGAAAAUGUCUUUGCAAUACCUGUAACAAGAAGCAAAGACUUGUCAAUCCUGAAUGAACAGAAUGUGUCUUUGCAAUACCUGUAACAAGUUAAGAAGCAAAGACUUGUCAAUCCUGAAUGAACAGAAUAUGUCUUUGCUGGAUCAUUAUAGGGAUUGUACAUCAAACUAAGGAAAUAACCUUCAGCUUUAGAUCCCUUGCAUUAAAAAUUUCUUCACUGCAACCAAGAAUGACUUAGUACUUACAUAAAUUUUGACUUAAGCUUUCAAAUGUGCUUUUUUUUUCACUUUGAAGUCUUUUCAUUUAUAUUUAUAGAGCUAUUAAGUAAUUUUCAGUUGAGUGCAAUUUUGCCUCUUAUAGAAACUCCUUAUUAAAUGGUUCUGGUACUUGCUUGAUAAAUUGUAAGGUCUCACGAGGUCCUGAGAAGAAAUUCCCCAUUGUUGAGAGAGGCCAGUGCUGCUUGACAAAAUCUGAUGCCCUAUUUUUCCAUUGGUUUUCCAGUUACCGUAAGUGAUGUAUUUAUGUAAAACUGAUUUUUUUAACAUUGUAUAUGCAAUCUAACUUUAUAUGGAGUAACUGUCUGAUUCCUUGAAGUCAAUGUAGUGGUAUUAAUUUUGUAAGUCAUACAAGACAUUCAUACACACACACACACACACACACACACAAACACAUUUUUUAAUAAUUAUGUAUAGAAAAUUACUAUUUUUGUAUCAGCUGACAUAGUCUAAAUCUCCUUUAUGUAUGAGUAGGACUAGGAGGAAUCCUAAGAAUUUCAAGAGGCAUAAAUUCAACGUUUCCCAGAUACUAAUAAUAAGCCUAAGAAAUAAAUAUAAAUUAUUAAUCCUU